Molecule: messenger RNA, 1683 nt
Organism: Olea europaea var. sylvestris
Lineage: Eukaryota; Viridiplantae; Streptophyta; Magnoliopsida; Lamiales; Oleaceae
Product: F-box protein At2g17690-like
Exons: 4
Coding region: 139-1329 (396 amino acids)
Molecular function (GO): protein binding
Source: RefSeq, a predicted model, not a curated record
UUGAAGCACCGCGUCAUAGUCAAAUAGAUUCAGUUCAGUUCAGUUCAUUACAUUUACUUUCCAAAACCUGCAAUGCUCAAUAAAAUAAUGGCGGUUUAGAGAAAGAAAAAGUCUGAAAGGAAGCGAACUUUAACGACAAUGACAGAUUGGUCUAAGUUACCUGCUGAUGUUUUGGGGCUUAUUGCAAGACGGCUGCAUUUUGUGGAAGAUCGUCUGAGGUUUGGCUUGGUCUGCAAGUCAUGGAGAAUGGUUAUGCUUCAAACGGAUAGAUUUUCGUGCUCUCUGCUUCCUUGGUUGAUGCUGACAGAGAAGGAAGAAAGUGAUAUGCGACGAGUUUACAGUCCUUUCAAUGAUAUGGUUUAUGAGCUUUCUUUGCCAGAAAUCUGUGGUAGGCGAUGUUGGGGUUCACCUCAUGGUUGGUUGGUUACUCUGGAUGUUGCAUAUAAUAUGCAUUUAUUGAAUCCCCUGUCGCGUGUCCAAAUUUUUCUCCCACCACUACAUAAAUGCUCAAAUCUGGAAAAUCUCGUUUGCUGUCCUGAAACAUUUCGCAAUACAUAUGUGUAUAAAGCUGUUCUGUCUUCAGAUCCAUCUUCAGCAAACUGUGUAGUUUUGGCAAUCUAUUCUGACAAUAAGAUGGCUUUUACAAAGCCAGGUGAUGUAGCCUGGACCCCAUUGCACUGUGGUCCUUCAUUUGUCAGUGAUGUCAUUUAUUUUGGUGGGAACUUCUAUGCUGUUGAUUCGUCUGGAAACAUUACAAUCUGUGAUUCAAAAGGCUCUCAUUUAAAGACCGUAUCUUUACCAGUACAAGAGGUAGAUAAUGAGCUUGGUGAAACCUCUAUAUAUCUUGUGGAGCUAGGAGGUCAUAUACAUGUGGUCCAAAGAAUUAUGUAUGACACAAAAAUUUAUGAUCUCCCAGUUCUCAGAACAUGGAAUUUUGUAAUUUACCGGGUGGAUGUCUGCAACGAAAAGUGGGAGGAAGUGAAGUCUUUGGGUGACUGGUCUAUCUUUAUUGGAAGCAAUCAUUCUUUCUCCAUUUCAGCUUCUGAUUACCCAGAGUGCCUUAGGAAUUGCAUAUAUUUCACUGAUGACUAUUCUGGACUGUAUUACAAUACUACAACUUACUUGACAUAUGACAUAGGUACCUAUGACUUGGAUGGCCCCAGGAUACAAACUUUUCUUCGAGAGGAUGUUUCUCGUUUCAACUUUUCUCUUCCGGUUUGGAUCAAGCCCAGUGUGAGUUCGACUCCCAUCCAAAACAUGCAACAAACAUGGAUACAUAUUGGUGCUGCAUCAGAAAGCCUUGCUGGUGCAAAUAAGCUAUCAAUGUAACAAUUGUAGGGUGCUGCUCAGAUCAAAUGGAGUGUGGAAUAGAAAGAGCAGCAGCAGGUGGAUACAAGUUGAACAAGUUACUGAUGUGACGAAAUGAACAACUUAUGACGCUUGUGAAGAUAUCGCACCUUGAAAAUGGUCUUCUUUUUGUUGUUGCUUGAUAAGACAAGUGGAAUAGGUGCUAAAGCUAUAACUAUUUUGUAUUUUGAUAUGUAGUCGAAUAGAUCGACUCUGGAUCUGAAAGGUUUGACUAUGGGUUUGCAUGUGAUACAGCUUUCUCUUUGUAAUCCGAAGAUUGUAUCUGAUAGCAAAAGCUUUUGUGGUGAAGCUAAUGUUAACGUGUUUAUCGCUGUA